This is a messenger RNA of Lactuca sativa (garden lettuce), 408 nucleotides long. Lineage: Eukaryota; Viridiplantae; Streptophyta; Magnoliopsida; Asterales; Asteraceae. The record is from RefSeq and is a predicted model, not a curated record.
AUGCUCAAACAUGCAAACCAAGUGGUGGUAUCCGGGGAAGAAAACCGCAUCCAGGAGAAUGCAACCGUGAGAACAACUCGGAUUGUUGUGUCCAAGGGAGGUGAUGGUGGUGGUCCGUCGGAGUGUGACAACCAAUACCACUCUGAUGACACACCAGUUGUGGCGCUGUCAACUGGAUGGUACAAGGGAGGGGAUAGGUGCCACAAGUAUAUUACCAUCAAUGGAAAUGGGAGGAGUGUAAAGGCAAUGGUUGUGGAUGAGUGUGACUCUACUAUGGGGUGCGAUGAUGAUCAUGACUAUCAACCACCUUGCCCUAAUAAUAUUGUUGAUGCUUCUAAAGCAGUGUGGAAGGCCUUAGGGGUAUCCGAGGAUAACUGGGGAGAUUUGGAUAUUACCUGGACAGAGUGA